GAUGGUGUCUCGAGUGGUUCGGUUGUCUUCUCUCCAACAUCUGGUGUGUGUUUCUCUUCUGGUUUUGUGUUGUCGGAGGAUUCGUCUUCCUCUUCCGGCUCUGACAACUCCUCUCCUGCAGCUGACAUCAUUGAGUCCCAGCUGGAAGACGACAUUGCACUCUCUGACUCGCUACUGGAAUUAGAUGAUGCCUCUGACAACUCCUCAUAUGUAACUGAUGGCAUGUCGCCCCCAACAGAAGAUGAGUCUGUUAGACAUAUCCUUUUCGGAGGUGGUUCCACUGAAGAAGAAUAGCAAUGAUCUUCCUUCUCUUGCUCUCCUACGUUUGGGUCUUC
Geodia barretti is the source of this 335-nucleotide messenger RNA. NCBI's taxonomy places the organism in Eukaryota, Metazoa, Porifera, Demospongiae, Tetractinellida, Geodiidae. The record is from the annotation of a GenBank genome assembly.